AAAGACUGGCUUAGAUUAUUUUUGAAAUUUUACUUGAAUAAAACGGCGUCUUCAUUAUUAUUCAGAUUUUAUUCAAACAAAAAGUGGGAAUUUAGAAUUGGUUCUCUCCUGGGCAAAUUUCAUGCGCUUCUCUACCAUCUUCCGCAACAUCAUCCCAAUCCAAUUCUCCAGUCCCCGGAGCUCCGUCAAGCUACUUCACUCUCUUCCUCGUCCAAAACCCAGAAACCCCACAACCUCCAAGCGAUUCUCCCAAAAACCCAAACUUGUGAAAACACAGAGCACACCAGAUCCAAGGGUUUACACAAGAGACAUUGUAUCCAACAUCUAUAACAUCCUCAAGUACUCCACUUGGGAAUCUGCUCAAGAACAGUUCCCACAUCUCGGUGUCAGAUGGGAUUCUCACAUUAUCAACCGUGUUUUGAAAGCUCAUCCUCCGAUGCAGAAAGCUUGGCUCUUUUUCAAUUGGGCUUCUCAAAUCAAGGGAUUCAAACACGACCACUUCACUUACACCACCAUGCUCGAUAUCUUCGGUGAAGCCGGUCGGAUUCAAUCCAUGUACUCUGUCUUUCACCUUAUGAAGGAGAAGGGUGUGUUGAUCGAUACGGUGACUUAUACAUCGCUGAUUCACUGGGUUUCAAGUUCCGGCGAUGUCGACGGAGCAAUGAGGCUGUGGGAGGAGAUGAGAGAUAAUGGGUGCGAACCUACCGUCGUGUCGUACACGGCUUACAUGAAGAUACUUUUCGCCGAUAGGAGGGUUGAAGAAGCCACGGAGGUGUAUAAGGACAUGUUACGGUCGCGAGUUUCUCCGAAUUGUCACACUUAUACGGUAUUGAUGGAGUAUCUUGUUGGCACAGGAAAAUGUGAGGAAGCCUUAGACAUUUUCUUUAAGAUGCAAGAAAUUGGGGUUCAGCCAGAUAAAGCAGCUUGCAAUAUUCUGAUAGCGAAAGCUUGUAAAUUCGGGGAAACAUCAUUCAUGGCUCGAAUUCUUGUAUACAUGAAAGAAAAUGGUGUUGUCCUUCGUUACCCUAUCUUUCUUGAGGCUUCAGAGACCCUGAAAGCCGCAGGCGAAAGUUAUGAUCUGUUACGGGAAGUCAACUCGCAUAUUUCCGCUGAAUCUUUGUGCUCCAAAGACAUCGAUGAGACUCCAACAGCCGAGGUUGAUGAUAGUAGAGUUAUCAGCUCCGUUCUCUUGAUGAAGCAGAAUCUGGUUGCAGUUGAUCUUAUACUUAACCAGAUGAGAGAUAGGAACAUAAAGUUGGAUUCUUUUGUUGUUUCAGCUAUCGUAGAAACAAACUGUGACCGUUGUAGAACAGAGGGAGCUUCAUUGGCUCUUGAGUACAGCUCGAAAAUGGGAAUUCAUCUCGAGAAGUCAGCGUAUCUUGCAUUAAUUGGUAAUUUUCUGAGAUCAAACGAGCUUCCUAAAGUGAUUGAAGUGGUCACGGAAAUGCUAAAAGCCCAACACUCGCUUGGUUGUUACCAAGGAGCAAUGUUGAUCCACAGGCUGGGGUUUGGGAGAAGACCUCGCUUAGCCGCAGAGGUUUUCGACUUACUUCCGGAUGAUCAAAAGGGUGUAGCUGCUUACACUGCACUGAUGGAUGUUUACAUCUCAGCAGGGAGUCCAGAGAAAGCAAUGAAGAUAUUAGGAGAGAUGAGAGAGCGAGAGAUAAUGCCUUCGCUGGGGACAUACAAUGUUCUGUUGUCUGGUCUUGAGAAAACCAGUGAUUUCCAGAGAGAAUCAGCGUCGUUGAGGAAGGAGAAGAGAAGUCUUUUUGCUUCUGCACGUUUCCGGGAAAAUGUUGAUGUUGAAGACAAAAUAUGUGAUCUUCUGUUUGCUACAAAUCUGUUAGAGAUGGCGAGAUCGUGCUCUAUCUGGACACCUGUUUUGAUCUCACUUUCUCCGAUUACCGGAGAAUCACCUAAAUUUUCCCGGCGCCGGGUGAUUUUAGCCACAAGUGUAGGUUCUCCUCAGCCUUUACUUGAAGCAAACAUUAAGGAACCCCAGAAGCUUCAUGUCCUUGAUUCCAAAGAUGUUUCUAGAAGAAACACGAUGCUGUAUCUAGCGGCUGGAUUGCUUGGAGGGAUCAACAUUCUCCAUGGUGAAGCCGCAGAAGCUCGAGUAGGGAGAAAGGAGAACAGAAAAAAAGCACUGGAGAAGCUAAGGGCGAAAGCUAAAGAGUCAGAGCCCAACAACAACAAGUCAGGAAACCAAAAGAUAGAGAAAGAGUUAGAGAAAGAAGAAGUGUUUCCUCUACUUCCUCCACCUCUUGUCGUGGAAGCUAACUUGCUGCAAUAAGCUCUCUCUCUCUUUUGUUUACUUAGCUACACAAAUGUCAG
This is a messenger RNA of Arabidopsis arenosa, 2334 nucleotides long. Lineage: Eukaryota; Viridiplantae; Streptophyta; Magnoliopsida; Brassicales; Brassicaceae. The record is from the annotation of a GenBank genome assembly.